Messenger RNA from Maniola jurtina (meadow brown), 472 nucleotides. RefSeq names its product 60S ribosomal protein L37 (gene RpL37-1). Gene Ontology annotation, biological process: translation. The record is from RefSeq and is a predicted model, not a curated record. Gene Ontology annotation, molecular function: RNA binding; structural constituent of ribosome. Gene Ontology annotation, cellular component: ribosome; cytosolic large ribosomal subunit. The transcript is spliced from 3 exons. NCBI's taxonomy places the organism in Eukaryota, Metazoa, Arthropoda, Insecta, Lepidoptera, Nymphalidae. The coding region runs from base 151 to 429 and encodes 92 amino acids.
UGACAUUAGCUAAUCUGUGUAAAGCCAGACGAGAGAGAAAAAAAAAGUACUCCGUGUGAUGUGUGAUCUGUGAUUACAUAGGUACUCUUUGUCUUUGUCUGCUGAGACGGAUUUCUUUCAGUUUCUCUUUCCUUGUCAAAUGUUGUAAAAAUGACGAAGGGUACCUCAAGCUUCGGUAAACGCCGAAAUAAGACACACACAUUAUGCAGAAGAUGUGGAAGAUCCUCCUAUCACAUCCAAAAAUCAAAAUGCGCUCAGUGUGGAUAUCCAGCGGCUAAAUUGCGCUCUUAUCACUGGUCAGUGAAGGCCAAGAGGAGGAAGACCACUGGCACUGGCCGCAUGCGUCACCUCAAGAUUGUAAGAAGGCGUUUCCGUAAUGGCUUCAAAGAAGGCAAACCCACACCUAAAAAAGCUGUUGCCUCAUCGUAGACCUAUCGCUUUAUGUGAAUAAAUUUUUUUUUAAACUAAUGUA